AUGGAUGAACAUCGUAUUCCUUUGGAAGAAUUAUGUGCUGCUUAUGAAACCGAUAUUGAAAGGGGUUUGACAAGUGCUCAGGCCGAGAAGGUUUUGGCUCGUGAUGGGUUAAAUGCACUUUCUCCACCACGUACAACACCUGAAUGGGUGAAAUUCUGCAAGAAUUUGUUUGGCGGUUUUGCUCUUCUUUUGUGGGUUGGCGCUCUUCUUUGCUAUGUUGCACACACUGUUGAUGCUAUGACUCUUGAACAUCCAUCGAAAGACAAUCUUUAUUUGGGAAUUGUGUUGAUGACUGUGGUUAUUAUUACUGGAUGUUUUCAGUACUUUCAAGAGCGGAAAAGUUCACAGAUUAUGGAAUCGUUCAAAAAUCUUGUGCCGACUUUUGCUUUGAUAAUUCGUGAUGGAGAGAAACGACAGAUUCCAAGCGCUAAUUUGGUUGUCGGUGAUAUUGUUGAAGUCAAGGGUGGUGAUCGCAUUCCUGCUGAUAUUCGAAUUAUUAGAGCGCAUGGUUUUAAGUCCGAGCCACAAACUCGUACAAACGAACAAUCUGAGGAUGAGCCGUUAGAAGCUCGUAAUUUGGCUUUCUUUUCGACUAAUGCCGUUGAGGGAACUGCUACCGGUGUUGUUGUGAACACGGGAGAUAGAACGGUCAUGGGACGUAUUGCUCAUUUGGCAUCCGAUUUAGAUUCUGGAAAGACGCCAAUUGCUCGAGAAAUUGAACAUUUUAUUCAUAUUAUUACAGCUGUCGCUGUCUUUUUGGGCGUUACAUUCUUUAUUAUAGCUUUCAUUCUUGGUUAUCAUUGGCUUACUGCAGUCGUCUUCCUUAUCGGAAUAAUUGUUGCUAAUGUUCCCGAAGGCUUGAUUGCAACCGUUACUGUUUGCCUGACUUUGACUGCUAAACGUAUGGCUCAACGCAAUUGUCUUGUUAAGAAUUUGGAGGCAGUUGAGACACUUGGCUCGACUUCAACCAUUUGCUCUGACAAAACUGGCACAUUAACACAGAAUAGGCAAGUUUUGAGUUUUAUGAAUUUGUGUGCAGCUAAUAUAGUAAAUUUAAAUAUUGAAACCGUCAACACCUCGGAAGAUGCCGCUGCUGAUGAUAAUGUGGAUAAACAGAAAAAUGCAUCAGAAUUGCUUCGUGUUGCUGCUCUUUGCAACAGAGCUGAAUUUAAACCUGGACAGGAUGACGUUCCAAUUCUUAAACGUGAUUGCACUGGAGAUGCUUCAGAAAUUGCUUUACUAAAAUUUGCUGAACGCUCUUUAUAUGGUGGAGUCAUUCAGUAUCGUGCUGGUCAUCCUAAAAUUGCUGAAAUUCCAUUCAAUUCAACAAACAAAUAUCAAGUUUCUAUUCAUGCGUACGAAAAUGAUUCCAAUUUGUUGGUUAUGAAAGGAGCGCCAGAAAGAGUUUUGGCUCGUUGCGAUAAAAUUCUAAUUGAUGGACAGAUCCGUCAACUUGAUGAUAAAUUAAAAGAAACAUUUGAAAUUGCUUAUAUGGAAUUGGGAGGGAUGGGCGAAAGAGUUCUUGGUUUUUGUGAUUCUGUUCUAGAUAAAGAGAAAUAUCCAAAGGACUUUAAAUUUGAUACUGAUAAUCCAAACUUUCCCAUUGAUGGUCUCUGCUUCCUAGGGCUUAUUUCAAUGAUUGAUCCUCCUCGAGCGGCUGUUGUUAUGGUUACUGGUGAUCAUCCAAUUACUGCAAAAGCGAUAGCCAAAUCUGUUGGAAUUAUUUCCCCAGAAACUGAGACUGUCGAGGAUAUUGCUAUUCGUAAAGGAAUCCCAGUUACACAAGUUAAUCCUAGAGAGGCAAAAGCUAUUGUUGUUCAUGGAUCUGAUUUGAGAGAAAUGACUGAGGAUCAGCUUAACGAGAUUAUUGCUGAACAUUCUGAAAUUGUGUUUGCUCGAACAUCGCCUCAACAAAAGUUGAUGAUUGUUGAAGGAUUCCAACGUAGCGGGCAGAUUGUUGCAGUUACUGGGGAUGGUGUUAAUGACUCUCCUGCAUUGAAAAAAGCAGAUAUUGGUGUUGCUAUGGGUUUGUUUUUAUUUUCAGAGAUUUUAAAAAAAUUAAAAUCAGGCAUUGCUGGCUCUGAUGUUUCAAAACAAGCGGCGGACAUGAUUCUGUUGGACGAUAAUUUUGCUGUACCAGCAAUUAGCUUGGCUUAUGAAGAGUCAGAGUCUGACAUAAUGAAGCGUCAACCUCGCGAUCCUUUCCGAGACAAACUUGUUAAUGAACGUUUAAUUUCUUUAGCUUAUGGUCAAAUUGGAAUGAUACAGGCAUCUGCUGGAUUCUUUUCUUACUUUUGGAUUAUGGCUGACAAUGGAUUUAUGCCUCUUGAUUUGUUCCAACUCCGCGCUGAAUGGGAUUCGCGUGCAAUAAAUAAUGUUUUGGAUAGCUAUGGACAAGAAUGGACCUAUGCAAACCGAAAAAUUUUGGAACAUACAUGUCAAACUGCCUAUUUUGUCUCCAUCGUUAUUGUCCAAUGGGCUGAUCUUAUAAUUUCUAAAACCCGCCGAAAUUCAAUUGUUCAGCAGGGAAUGUCUAAUUGGAUUUUGAAUUUUGGAUUAGUUUUUGAGACUGUACUUGCUGCUCUUCUCUGCUACCUUCCUGGAACAGAUCAGGGCCUUCGCAUGUAUGGACUUAGAUUUACUUGGUGGUUCCCGGCAAUCCCCUUUUCGAUACUCAUUUUUGUUUACGAUGAAUUUCGCCGUUAUUUGAUUCGUCGUUAUCCAAAAGGAUGGGUUGAGCGUGAAACUUAUUAUUGA
Molecule: messenger RNA, 2757 nt
Organism: Meloidogyne enterolobii
Lineage: Eukaryota; Metazoa; Nematoda; Chromadorea; Rhabditida; Meloidogynidae
Source: the annotation of a GenBank genome assembly